This is a messenger RNA of Symsagittifera roscoffensis, 1266 nucleotides long. RefSeq names its product interferon-inducible GTPase 5-like. The record is from RefSeq and is a predicted model, not a curated record. Gene Ontology annotation, cellular component: membrane. Gene Ontology annotation, molecular function: GTP binding. NCBI's taxonomy places the organism in Eukaryota, Metazoa, Xenacoelomorpha, Acoela, Convolutidae. The coding region runs from base 1 to 1266 and encodes 421 amino acids. The transcript has a single exon.
AUGGCUCAAGCAGGGGACAUUGAGGGCGAAACUUCUGAAACUAUUGCGGAACUGACAAAAACUUACGGUAUGGGCUCAACUCUGUACGAAAAAAUGAAAGAAGCACGAGAAAAAUGGCGAAAAGAAGUGAUAAAUAUUGCGGUUAUUGGUCAAGCGAGGCAGGGUAAAUCUUCCCUAAUCAAUGCUUUUAUGGGGGAAAAGGUAGCCGAAGUCAGCGCUCUUGGAGUUACCACAACAGAUGUUAGGCCAUUCCCUCAUCCUUCCAACUCGAACAUCAUCUUGUGGGAUGUACCCGGUGUUGACGCUGUGAAUCACCAACGCGAUGUCUAUAUUGACUCAAUUGGAUACAAAGAGCAUCCGUAUGACUUUUUCCUGAUUGUCACAAAGGAUAUUUUUAGUUCGGACGCCAAAUUUGUAGCAGAAUUAGUUCAGAAGGAAAACAAGAAGUUCUACCUGGUGCGAACACAUAUUGAUCACUCAAUAAGGGAUGAGAAGGAGGACAACGAAGAUAUGAGUGAGGAAGAAGUGGUCGCAAAAAUUCGAAAAAAUCUCCAGACUGAGAUUGAAAGACUUGGAUUUGACACAGAGCACAAGGUGUACAUUGUAAACUGCCGAAGACCGAAGCAACUUGACUUCCCGAGGCUACAACGAGACAUUUGCGAGGAUAACGUGUCAACAUGGAAAAGAGAAGCGUUUCUGUUAACCAUUCGAGCAUUUGGUCAACAGAUGAUUGAUAUGAAGUUCGAUAUGUUCAAAACGCGAAUCUAUAAAGUUGCGCUUGCCUCGGCUGCUGGUGGCGCUAUUCCGAUUCCCGGAGUCGGUGCUAUGAUCGACAUGGUAAUUUUGAUUGAAGAACUCCUGACAUAUUUUGUCGGCUUCGGGUUGACAAGAGGGGCAAUUGCAAGCUUAGAGGAGCUGAAUGGAUUAGAGUCGGGAACCAUUGAGAGCGACAUUGCCGUUUCAAUGGAAAAAGAUCACAAACUGCUGUUUCUUAUACGCAAAGAAGCUCCUGACAGAAUUUUGUCGAAAGAAGCUCUAAAAACUGCAGCUUUGACAAUUGUCAAGACAUGCAGUGGAAUUAUUUUGACUGAACUGACAUUGAUAGCCGCCUCGGAGGCUGUCGAAAGUUCUGUUGCGUGGUUUCUACCAAUUCUUGGAAGCGUCAUUGCGGCUGGAAUAUCAUAUUCAGUGACUGCAUACCAACUUCGUUUGAUCCUAAAGGAAGUAAAAGAAGUAGCUGAGCUUAUCAAUGCUUGUAUCAAGUGA